GUCGUUAAUAAUGCCAUUGUUAAUCCUCCUUUGUCUUCUUCUCCAGAGAGGAAGGAAAUCGAUAAUACUCCAGUAUAAUCCGAGGAGGAAAGCCGCCAUUAUUACUGCUCCAGUGCUCAUCCUCCUCCUCCUUUGGUCACAGUGCCACUCUAUCUUUCGCUCUCUCCUCUCUUCUCCUGUUUGCUCGUGAGUGACAAGGGGUCCAAGAAAGGUUCUCUCAGUCUUUUGGAGCGGAUUUCGCGGCUGCAGAAUCUCUCUUCUUGCACCGCGGGCGGGGGCGUUCUGUUCUGUUCUUGGGUUCGUUGAUUAGGAGAGAUUGAGGAGGAGAUGGAGAUUUAGAUGGGAUGAGACGGGUUUAUUGGGGCCUCCAUUGGUUGGAUUCCGAUUCUGUUUUCUUGGAGAGAUCUUCGGUUUCGGAUUUCGGAAUCCAUCUGAGGUGCAGGGCUGGAACCGGUUCUUUUUCUUGGUGAUUCUUUUGGCGUCGCAGAACAAAGUGCUGGAAAAUGAUUACUGUAUGCGAAGUUUGUGGAGUUCUUGGUUACAAAAAUCUUCUGCUAUCUUGCAAAAACUGCAACGGAGCUGCUGUGCACCGAUACUGUCUGGACAAAGUUGAUUUUGAUGGGACAGUAGAUUGGUCAUGUGAUGAAUGCCAUCCUAGGCAUGGCAAAGGUACUAAUAGAAGAUCUUUAGAAGUGACUUUAGAUGAUAAAACAGUGGUUGGCAAGCAGCCAGAAAAUCAGUCAUCACUGGAUACCAACCACGACAAGCCUGGGAUGAAUGGUGGUAAUGAUGACUAUGUCAGUGAUGACUUGAUGUUGGAGAGAAAUAAGGAAAGAUUUCAGUUGCAUGACGAGGCAAACAAUGAUAUACACCUGAAAAGUAUGUCCGCUAAUGUGCCCCGGUCUUCCACUUUGCAUGAAAACUCUGUGGCCCGAAACGUAUCAUCCUCAGCAAAUACAGGGCUACCGAUGGAUAGCAAUUGUGUGCCAUCUGCACACAUUGAUAUUGGAAAUCCAAGAGACAGUAGUGUGAGACUAAUAUUAACAGGGGAAAAUCGAAGAGAAUCUUCAAUGCUGCUAGAUGGGGCUUGUUCAGGUUCCUUGUCAAAAGACUCGUCGAAAGAGAAAAUUGAUCGUGAGGCCAAUUCUUCCCAUAUGGAACCUUCUGAUGCUGUCAAGAACUUCUGUAAGGACAACCCAAUGAAGCGAAGAAAACUCAUGUUAUUAGAUGAUGAUGAUGAUGAUGUAGGUGUGGAACUGUCUGAUACUGUUCAAAAUGUUGUCAAGGACAACCCAAGCAAACGAAGAAAACUCAUUUUACCUGAUGAUGAUGAUGUAGAGGUGGAACUUUGCAAUACUGUUCAAAGUAUUGCAAAGGACAACCCAGGGAAGACAAUACAGCUUAUUGUACUAGAUGAUGAUGAUGACAAACAAGAGGAUGCUGAAAAUCUGAAUCACCUAUCUCUUGAGUUUGAAGGACCAAUUGAGAAGCAUAAAAUACACAUUGGAUAUGCCACAGGGCAGAGAUGUUUAGAAGAUGAUGAACAUGGACUACUGGAUAGUUUGGAUCACCGGUCUUUGGAGAACACUUGUCCCACAAAGAAACGGAGGAGAUACAUAUGUCCAAGUGACGAUGAAGAAGAAGAGGUUAUUAAAGGUUCUACGACCACUGGAUGUGCUCCGAAUGAUGUUGCAAAUACAGCUUCACAACAUGUAGAUGCCAAGGACCACCAUCUGCAGUCCAGAAUGGCAUUUGCUUCAGAUUUCACCAAACAUCAGUAUUAUAUUUACUCAGAGCCUAUGGGUGAGCCUGCUUGGAGUGGUAUCUUUAUGACAGAUAGCAAUGUGCCUAUUAUGUUGGCUGCACACCUAUCAACUAAAGCAUGCCAGAGAGUGUCGGAAUUUGCAAGAUCGUUGCAACCAGUAGUUGAAGUAAUCAAGCUCCCUAGGUUGAAAGCAUGGCCAGAGAGGUGGGACAAAUCAGGACCUACUGACGACAGCAUUGGGUUGUUUUUCUUCCCGCAUAGUAUGAGGCCAAAUGAAGAAUUAGAUAAACUAGUGAAAGAAGUAAUUGAGAGUGAUGUUGUCUUAAAAGCUGUUCUAGGAACUGUGGAGCUACUAAUCUUCCCCUCUAUUCUUUUACCAGAACAAUAUCAUGAGUUCCAGGGGAAAUACUACCUGUGGGGAGUGUGCAAGGCCAGGAAACAUAAUCCUGACACAGCUGUUCUUGUUGAAGAACAAUGUGGCUUGGUCUCUGCCUCGGAGGAAGGGUCAUCGGACAAAGAAAGUUAUGUCAUGAAACAUGUCGAGGAUCGAUUGCCUGCAGACUGUAACCCGGAGGCACGGGAGGGGGACAUCAAAACUGCUUUGGGAGAAGGUUGUUUCUCACCUGAUAGCUGUUUGUCAAGUAAUAAGGCAAGCCCUGUGAAGGGUGGAUCACCAUGCUUUAUGCAACCAGGACUUGGCGAUAAACCUCAUGAGCCUGGUGUAGCAGACCAGAAAGAAGAUGAGCAAGACUUCACCUCUUUACCUAGAAGGAAUGAUCAAAAUGCUACCAAUCCACCAAUCGACUCUUUACCUUCCGCGACCAGACUGUUUGGAUUCGUUACAGCACGGUCUGAAAGAUGUCAGCAACUCAUCCAGGAGAUGGUCAAGGAAGGUGCUCUCUUAUUCUCGGUGCCGGAAGAUAUGACGAUCAAUCGAUCUACCAUAAGCAAGAGCAAUGGAGUAGGAGCAGCUCAGGCCCCUGACAGUGGCUGUCAACAUGUGCAGGAGCGUUGUGAACCCAUUGAAUUCGUUCCGAUUGAUCACAAUGACCCCGACUCGGCUUCUGAAGCCUGCCUGGAUCUGUUCCCGGUUCGGCAUGAGCAGAUUGGAUUGACUUCUCAGGUAGAUGUUAAAGAAGUAGAACUGGACUUGAGCCUUGGCGCAUUUCGGCGAGCACCUUCAGAGCUGCCAUGAUGAGCAGCUCCUGUGAUUCUGGUGUUUUGCUGAAGUUCUGGACAGCCUCAAUAAUUUUGUCUGUGAAUAAAAACUGUAGCGUUUACGGAACUGACGGUUUCUCUUUCUUUCUCUAGCUGUUGCCUGUACAUGUUUGUUUUGUGUAGCUGACUGGGAUUUCCAAUGUAGCUAUUGGUUUUUGUGAUCAUCUUGAUCUCAUGUUGUUCAUUGCUAUACAAUGCUGGGGGUUUUCAUUGAUAGUUCCAUCAAUUAGUGUGGUGUUGUA
Molecule: messenger RNA, 3225 nt
Organism: Oryza sativa Japonica Group (Japanese rice)
Lineage: Eukaryota; Viridiplantae; Streptophyta; Magnoliopsida; Poales; Poaceae
Product: ASI1-immunoprecipitated protein 2
Source: RefSeq, a predicted model, not a curated record